[Torrubiella] hemipterigena is the source of this 2022-nucleotide messenger RNA. The record is from the annotation of a GenBank genome assembly. Lineage: Eukaryota; Fungi; Ascomycota; Sordariomycetes; Hypocreales; Clavicipitaceae.
AAAACCUCUCUCGACCCUCUGCAUCAACCAUCCCCGACCCGCCCUCACCCAACACACGCCAAUUCCCUUCUGUGACGACACCCACAUCCACAAUGUUCCGCACAAACAUCCUCCGCCAGGCCGUCCGCGCCGCCGCCCGCCCUGUCACCGUCACCCCCCGUCUUGCCCUCCGCGCUGCUGCUCCUCGCGUUGCCGCCGCCCCCGUCUUCCGCGCCGUCUCUGUCCGCAUGUACGGCGCCUCGGCUGGCCUCAAGAAGGAGGAGGUUGAGGGCCGCAUCAUGAGCCUGCUCCAGGGCUUCGACAAGGUCAACGAUGCCUCCAACAUCAAGGCUACUGCUCACUUCGCCAACGACCUUGGCCUCGACUCCCUUGACACCGUCGAGGUCGUCAUGGCCAUUGAGGAGGAAUUCAGCAUCGAGAUCCCCGACAAGGACGCCGAUACCAUCCACUCCGUCGACAAGGCCGUUGAGUACAUCCUCAGCCAACCCGAUGCCAACUAAGCAUCUUCGCAAAAUCGACAAAAUGUUAGCCGUCUCCCUUGGCUAGGACGACCUCCCCCCGUUCGCCGGCUCCGGCCGGUAUUUUUUCCUGUACAAUAACAACCACGCCUUUCGUCUGCUUUGUUUCAUUCUACAUGCAACCAUGGGGGUACCUUGGACGGGGGGGCGUCGUAUGGACGAGGGCUUUUUUUCUGCGGUUUCCCGUAGAAGCCGGCACCACGUUCCUGGGAUGCGUGGAUAAUUUUUAUUUAAAAAAGUGUUGGUGAAGAAGGGGAAGGUUUUCUUUUGGAAGAAAGAAGAACGAAAUCAUUUGUUUUCUUUUGUCUCUUGUACUAGUGUAUAGAAAGCAUUUCAUGCCAUAUUCUACUCAAGCUUGCUCGCUCCCUCGCCCUCUGCUACCGCCCUUGAUCCGUAAUCCCGUACUUUUCUCAUACCAUACCAUACCCUUUUUUGGUUGUUGUAAUUCACGUUGCAGAAAUCAGCAAAAUAAAAGGCAAGUAACCAUUAAAAAACCAAGUCUCUAGAUACUCCAAAAAACACGCAAAACAGACAUAUAUUUGUUUCCCAAAGCGCCGAGUCUACAAUACAUCCAAGCAUGAGACAAAAUAAAAUAGCAAGACGAGCUGGCAGCCGCUAGCAGCAAAAAGAAAGCGUUGGAACAUGCCAUAAUUGGGCGUGUUCUGUGAGGAUGCAAGCUGAGUGAUGGAAAAUGAAAAGUGUGCAAAAGAGUGCCGUGCCGUGUGGCCGUCGUGGUGUGAUGCCUCGUUUCGCAACGAGGACUAGAUACAAGAUGCCUCUGUCUUUGUAGAGGCGCGGUAUAUCGAAACAAACAACGCCAAAACAACGCAAUUGCUUCUAUGAGGCUAGCAGAAUCAGAUAGCUGUAAACACUAGGAGUCAAUCUCAAAGCGUCACCCUAGCUGCUAGUGGUGGGAGCAGCAGGCGCUGUAGGUUUGGCUUCCUUGCCUGAUGGAGCCUUGGCUGCUGCCGCAACACCGGCAUAGCUGGCCAUGCCUAAGCCGGCCGAUGUGCGCUUGCGCAUUCUUGCUGCUGGCUCAUCCUCUUCCUCCAUGCUAAAGACAAACGCUGAGUCCUCUUCAUCGAUUGGAGUCGUUAAACGCCCGGUGACUGCAGAGUUGAUGCUUCCUGUCGAGACGUGGCGUUCGAUGCCGGCGCGCUCCUUGCCAAUUGGCGCAGGGCCUCGAGCAGAGGAUGGGUGAAGGCGAGAGUUGGAGGUAUCAUCUAAGCGGCUAUCCUGAAGUUGCUGCGACAAGACAGACAUGGAAUCGCUGCCGAUGCGCAUCGAGGGUCUGUUGGAGCCAAUAGAUCCAGCUAGGUUGCCUUUGUUCAUUUCCUGGGCAAGGGUCGAGUUGCGCAGAGGGCUGCCGACAUGUCCAAAGGCCGACACAGCUCUGGCCGAUCGUGAGAGCUCUUCCUCUUCCUUUUGACGCUGGAACAGAGGACCCCAACGACUCGGGCUGGUUCCAAUCGGGCUGCCGUACUUGGUGAGGAUGUCGGCACCA